AUGACCUUCCACCUUUUGUCCCUGCCCCAAGAGAUCCGGCUCGCGAUCUACCUCCAAUUACUAUUCGUGAACCCCCUCACCUACCACAGCGACGAAUGGGCCUACCCGGAGAAACUAGCCUCUAAGACGCCAUCACCAUGCAUGUACGAGCCCGUAACGCCCGAUGAGAACGGCAGCGACGACAGGGGGUGGUGCUCAAGACGUCAUGGUGGUGGUGGUCGUCGUCGUCGUGACAAGUUGCCAUUAUUAUUAUCACCCUACCGACCGCACGGGUAUAUCCCUACUGCCUUUCUGCAGACUUGUCGACAGGUUUACACCGAGUGCCGGAUGAUGCCCUUUCGGGAAAACGAAUUUGUUUUUGCGAGGUGUCACAGCUCGGGGGUUGGGCCAGGGCUGGAGUUGACGGGGAAGUUGUCGGGAGAGGACACACCAAAGCGGCCCAGUUCGCAAAAGUGCUCAUCUGGGCCCCCGACUUAG
This is a messenger RNA of Podospora bellae-mahoneyi, 477 nucleotides long. RefSeq lists its product as uncharacterized. Bases 1 to 477 code for a protein of 158 amino acids. The record is from RefSeq and is a predicted model, not a curated record. The transcript has a single exon. Lineage: Eukaryota; Fungi; Ascomycota; Sordariomycetes; Sordariales; Podosporaceae.